Molecule: messenger RNA, 1234 nt
Organism: Oryzias melastigma (Indian medaka)
Lineage: Eukaryota; Metazoa; Chordata; Actinopteri; Beloniformes; Adrianichthyidae
Gene: chp2
Product: calcineurin-like EF-hand protein 2
Exons: 8
Coding region: 339-962 (207 amino acids)
Molecular function (GO): calcium ion binding
Source: RefSeq, a predicted model, not a curated record
CCACAGAAAAAUAGCAGCAGGCGGGGGGUGGGGGGUGUUGAGGUGUUGAAGGUGAUGAAUCCAUCAAGGUAAAGUUAUAAAAAUGUUUUUGAAUUUAACAAAAGAGUGUCGGAAACAUUUUAAUUCUUCCAGAAAAAGGUCAUUUUCUCUACAUGGUUGCCAUGGAGACGGCGUGGCAUGAUGAUCUCUUCCUCGUUUCUCCUCGUCUUGAAUGAAGUCAGACUUGGAUUUGCAUAAAGCAGCUUCCUGUCCCUUCAGACCGCCCCUCGCCGUCGCCCCCUGCUGGUCAGCGCUCGUCUGUCAGAACUGGAGAUCACCUCGACGGCGGCGGCAGCAGGAUGGGCUCCAGCAGCUCCAGCCUGAGCCACAUCCCAGACGGCCAGCAGCUCAUGGGGGAAACGGGCUUUUCUGCAGCUCAUCUCCUGCGGCUCCACGAGAGGUUUGAGCUUCUGGACAAAGACAGCAGAGGACACCUCAGGUCCUGCAUCAGUCAGUCUGGAUCCUCUGUGAACGAUGAGCCAGAAGACUUUGAAGAAAUUCGGGAACUGACUGAGAAUCCCGUCGGAGGCAGAAUCAUCGGAGCUUUCUUUCCUCCUGAAAAAGAAACACUGGACUUUCCUUCUUUUGUCCGGAUUCUGGCUCAUUUUCGUCCAACGGGGAAGAACCGCUCCAGAGACAGAACACAGCCGGAACCAGCCAACAGCAGGACCGGGAAACUCAAAUUUGCCUUCAAGCUGUACGAUCAGGAUAGAGACGGGAAGAUCUCCAGAGACGAGCUUCUGCAGGUGCUGCGAGCCAUGCUGGGGCUGCAGGUGACGGAGGAGCAGCUGCAGAGCAUCGCAGAGCGAGCCAUCCAGGAGGCCGACCUCAACAGUGACGGCGCCAUUUCCUUUGAUGAGUUCAAGAAGUCACUGGAGAAAGUGGACAUUGAGCACAAGAUGAGCAUCCGCUUCCUGAAAUGACGACCAAAGAUCCGAGAAGUCGGUUGACGGGAUUUUCUUCUUCACCAAAGCUUUAUAAGACUUUUACAUGAAGGAAUAGUUGGAAAUGUUAAAGCAGAAGCAUCCAGAAGGAUUUGUUGAACAACCGGACUUCUUUUAGUCAUCUGGAAGUCUGGAACUGGAGCCAAACUGGAACCGUCAGAGUUCAUCUGACAGAGGUUCAAGAAUGAUGUCAUGGAAAAUCUCAAAAAUGUUUGGGUGGCAAUUCAAUAAAUGUAGAAGAUGAGAAUAAA